Messenger RNA from Toxorhynchites rutilus septentrionalis, 1330 nucleotides. RefSeq lists its product as uncharacterized. The record is from RefSeq and is a predicted model, not a curated record. NCBI's taxonomy places the organism in Eukaryota, Metazoa, Arthropoda, Insecta, Diptera, Culicidae. The coding region runs from base 137 to 1153 and encodes 338 amino acids. The transcript has a single exon.
UUGGGAAUCCCCGCGGCGCCAUCCGUACGUUUGUCUGCUAAAAGUCUAUAAAGCGAACCGCUAAAUGGCCGCAGCUCAGUAGUAUCGAGCGUAUAUUGUUCAAAGUAAGACGAGACUCCGUUCCAUGUGCUAAAGAAUGAGCCAUCCGUCGGAACUGAUUGGAUCGAUUGGGGAAUUUGAUAGUUCGCGUGAUGAUUGGAAUGUGUACUACGAGCGGCUGGAACAGUUCUACGAGGUUAACGAAGUUCCCGAGGUGAAACGAAGUGCAUUCCUGAUCAGCGUUGUCGGUACGGAUGCGUACAAAAGCUUGCGAGAUCUCUGUCAUCCAACGCUUCCGAAGGAUAAACCAUUCGAGGCGCUUUGUGAGCUGCUGAGGAAGCAGUUUAGCCCGCAGAUUUCGAUUUUCCGAGAGAGGACAAAGUUUUACAACGCCCGCCAGGAGAGCCACGAGAAUGUGACUCAAUGGUAUGGAAAGUUAAAACGACUAUCUGUCGACUGCAAGUUCGGAUCGAACUUGGAAGCUGUUUUGUUGGAUAAAUUCAUAACUGGAAUGAGACCUGGCCAAGUGUUGGAUCGAUUGUGUGAAGAGAAUGAGACUUUAAAGCUGGACCAAGCAUUGGAUUAUGCCGUGAAUAAAGAGUGUGCUGCCAAGGAAAACGCAUACGCUCCCAACUUUCAGCCUUUCCGAGGCGGCUGCAUUCCACCUCCCGUGAAACAAACGUGUUUCUUUGGCGGACAGCCUGCGGGACCACUGUUCGGAAGCACCGGAUUUGGUCAACCAUCUUUGGCGGCCGCCGGACGAUUGCCGAAAGCGGGAGGUCUGGGAGGAACGUUGUUCGGCAGUUCUCCACAAGCAUCAGCACCAGCGGCCGGAUUUGCAGCGGCUUUUGGCCAAUCCGCAGCCCCGCAGAGUAGCAGUAUCCAACCCCAAACGUUGAUGGCCGCUGAUCCGGCCCCAGCUCUGGAUUGCACAUUGGAAGCAGAGACAGAAGGCCUGGAAGCCGAUGGCACUACGGAAGGAGUUGAUCUUGCUCUUGGGGCAGGGGCAGUCAAAAAACGCAGCGGUCACCGCACUCGCCGCCGUCGUCGCAACGCUGCUGGCGGCGCUGCUGAUGGAAAUUCAGUCGAUGGCGAACAGUGGAAAAUUAGAUAGAUGUAAAUUAUACAAAAAAUAAUAGUAAAUGAGAUAAAAUAUAAUUAUUAAAUUGACACUACAAAUUAGAUUCCUCUCUGUAUUAGAGAAGAUAACUUUUGUUAUUGAUUAGUUUGUUAGUUAUCAAGCUACCACGAUCCAAAUGUGGAUUAUUUAUUAAACUGGAAAUUCUGUAUA